AUGCGAUCUGACAUCCGCAUUUCUCAAGUGACCGACGGCAACCCGUCCUCCCCCAGCUACUCUGACAACGACGGAGGUGAACGCCCCGUUCGACAGCAACUUAAAGAAACCAACCUCGACGCCACAACUCAGAAGAACGCCAACAACAAGCGCUCGCACGACAGGUCCGACAAUGACGCAACCUCCGAGGCCGAUGCUCCCCCCAAGAAACGAUCCCGAGAAUGCACCCCCGAAACCGCUUCGCGAUCCCAAGACACUUCCUCACUUCAGAAGAACGGAAGCAAGAAGCGCUCCCUCGACGACUCCGACAAUGACGCAACCUCCGAAGCCGACGCUCCCCCCAAGAAACGAUCUCGCGAAUGUACCCCCGAGAAAUCAUCGGGAGCUCAAAAUCCCACCUCAAACACUUCUUCCGGAGUUGAACAGCCCGAGACAGAUACCGCACCCGACGGUUAUCAUUUGCCUGCUUCGUGGAUAUCCCGAGUCCCACGCCACCCUUUCCCCCCCUUCUCCCCUCUUCCGGACUAUGAGGAUUCCCCGAGUCCCGCGCAAUUCAAGUCCCCCAACUUUGUCCCUUUUCCCGAGGAGAACAUUCUGGAGACGAUCGAGAUAGAUGCAAUUCCCGAUGAAUCUGUGGAUGUCAAUACCCAAAGUGAUAGCCUAGAUCACGAAGAGCUCAUUCGCUCGCGUUCUGAUCCCGUCCCUUGGGAGCCCGAGCUUAUUGCAGCAUGGCAACAACUGCACGAAGCUAACCCGACUACAAUCCCUCCGGUACCUCGGUCGGUACGCAACCAGAACGCUGAGAACGUGGAAGGCCAUGAGCCAAAGAAGGCUAGAAACACGGCAAACUGGGUGGAUGAGAUUGAAGCUAGUAUUCCAGCCACAUCUGACACCUCAGAAGCGCCGGGUAGUGGUCGGGGUAGCUACCGCACUGUCCACUGCGAGGCUUCUAUUGUCAUUUCUAUCGAAGGCCAGCCACAAUUGCCUGUUAAGAUUUCGUUCAAUGUUCAAGUCCCUCUUGAACCUGGUCAUGCACAAUACCCGGCCCCUCCAUUCCACAUCUCGAUAUCUUCAGACGAGGAUACCCCAAAAGAUGAUAUCUCAUCCCACAUCUCUACCUCCUCAGACGAAGAAUUCUUGCAUGGAGAUAUCUUGCCCAGUUCCCAUCUACCCAGAACCCCGGAGCGCACCACUCACACCGACCAUUUCGGUUUUGAGCCCAUUAGUAACCCAAUAUUUACCCAGGAAACCGAAAAACCCCCAGCUACCAUGGAACCCACCGAGACGAAGACAGUCCCACCGGACGAGACUCUCGCUGCUGAAGCGCAACGCCAGAAGACAAACAAUUCGGACGAACGCAAGACCAAGAUGAACCAGACUUUCUCUUCGAGUGCAUUCGGCAAUACCUCCACCGAUUCACCUUUCAGCUCUGCAUUCAGAUCCUCGACAACAUCCACCUCUGUAUUCGGAUCCUCGAUGGCAUCAACCUCUGCCACUUCACCGUUUACAACUUUGUCGGCUAAUGCAAAGGAGCCGGCCGUCACUCCCAACCCCUCUAACAAUAACAACCCAGCUUCCACUUCCGCAUUUGCAUCAUCCUCUCUGUCUGCUUUCGCCGGUUCCGACGAUUCUCCGUUUGGUAACCUCGCUGCUGGUACCUCAACCUCUGUGUUUGGCAAACCCGCCAACUCCACUGGCUUUUCUACAUUCAGCAGCGCCUUUCCGGCUACUGGGAAAUCCGGCGGACUGACAAGUUUCGCAUCUCCCAAAGUCACUUCUUCUUUCGGCGACUCCAAGGCCAAGGCACAGCCACUUGGUGCCAAAGCACAAGCCUUUGGUGCCGUGCAGUCUGACAACGAGGAUAGCGAGAAUGAACAAGACGAUGAAGGCAAUGGCAAUGACACAUUCGUGGCGGAAAAGACUGAUGAGCGGUUCGUUGAACAGCCUGUUGAAACUGGCGAGGAAGAUGAGGAGACCAUCUUCGCCAACAAGGGCAAACUUUAUUGCUUUGAUAACAAGCAAUGGAAGGAGCGUGGCGUUGGGACCUUCAAGGUCAACGUCAAGUCGGGCCCGGACGGAAAGCGGACCGCCCGCAUGAUCAUGCGCGCAGAUGGCGCUCUGCGUGUCAUGCUUAACAGUGCCAUCUUCAAGGGCAUGCACUUUGGUGACCAGCAGGGUGCGGCCCCUGCCGGCCGCCGAAUCUUCCUGGCCAGCAAGGAAGAUGGGAAGGUAGCCAACGUGCUCCUUCAAUUGAACAAUGAGAACACGGUCAACGAGCUGUACGCCACCCUAAAAGACUUCCUAGAGGAGGUCUAG
Messenger RNA from Penicillium antarcticum, 2316 nucleotides. RefSeq lists its product as uncharacterized. Gene Ontology annotation, cellular component: cytoplasm; nuclear pore. NCBI's taxonomy places the organism in Eukaryota, Fungi, Ascomycota, Eurotiomycetes, Eurotiales, Aspergillaceae. The coding region runs from base 1 to 2316 and encodes 771 amino acids. The record is from RefSeq and is a predicted model, not a curated record. Gene Ontology annotation, molecular function: GTPase activator activity. The transcript is spliced from 5 exons. Gene Ontology annotation, biological process: intracellular transport.